This is a messenger RNA of Akanthomyces muscarius, 2142 nucleotides long. RefSeq lists its product as uncharacterized. The record is from RefSeq and is a predicted model, not a curated record. Gene Ontology annotation, molecular function: ATP-dependent protein folding chaperone; ATP binding. NCBI's taxonomy places the organism in Eukaryota, Fungi, Ascomycota, Sordariomycetes, Hypocreales, Cordycipitaceae. Gene Ontology annotation, cellular component: nucleus; cytosol. The transcript has 6 exons. Gene Ontology annotation, biological process: protein folding. Bases 1 to 2142 code for a protein of 713 amino acids.
AUGAGUGUCGUCGGUGUCGAUUUCGGUACCCUUAAGACGGUCAUUGCCGUCGCCAGAAACCGCGGUGUCGAUGUGGUUACCAACGAAGUUUCCAACCGUGCCACUCCUUCCCUCGUCGGAUUCGGUCCCAGAUCCCGGUACCUUGGUGAGACGGCCAAGACCCAGGAGAUCUCCAACCUCAAGAACACCGUCAACUGCCUCAAGCGCCUUGCUGGUCGCGCCUUCAACGACCCCGAUGUCCAGAUUGAGCAGCAGUUCAUCACGGCCCCCCUCGUCGACGUCAAUGGCCAGGUCGGCGCCGAGGUCAGCUACCUUGGCAAGAAGGAAAAGUUCACUGCCACCCAGCUCGUCGGCAUGUACCUCAGCAAGAUCAGGCAGACGGCCGCUGCGGAGCUCAAGCUCCCCGUCUCCGAUAUCUGCAUGAGCGUCCCCCCUUGGUUCACCGACGCCCAGCGCCGUGCCCUCCUCGACGCUUCCGAGCUCGCCGGCCUCAAGCUUCUCCGCCUCAUCAAUGACAACACCGCCGCCGCUCUUGGCUGGGGUAUCACCAAGCUCGACCUCCCCGGCCCUGAGGAGCCCCCCAAGCGCGUCUUCUUCGUCGACAUUGGUCACUCCAACUACACCUGCUCCAUUGUCGAGUUCCGCAAGGGCGAGCUGGCUGUCAAGUCCACCGCCUGGGACCACAACUUUGGUGGCCGUGACUUUGACAAGGCCCUCGUCGACCACCUCGCCAAGGAGUUCAAGACCAAGUACAAUGCCGACAUCCACACCCACGGUCGCGCCAUGGCCCGCACCAUUGCCGCCGCCGAGAAGUGCAAAAAGGUCCUCUCCGCCAACCAGCAGUCUCCCGUCAACAUUGAGUCUCUCAUGAACGACAUUGACGUCUCCGCCAUGAUCACCCGCCAGGAAUUUGAGGAGAUGAUCCAGCCCCUCCUCAGCCGCGUCUUUGAGCCCCUCGAGUCCGCUCUCGCUCAGGCCAAGCUUACCAAGGAGGACAUUGACAUCGUCGAGGUUGUCGGUGCUGGCUCCCGUGUCCCUGCUCUCAAGGAGCGCCUCCAGUCCUUCUUCGGCAAGCCGCUCUCCUUCACCAUGAACGCCGACGAGGCCAUUGCCCGUGGCUGUGCUUUCAGCUGCGCCAUUCUCUCCCCCGUCUUCCGUGUCCGCGACUUUGCCGUCCAGGACAUUGUCAGCUACCCCAUCGAGUUCACCUGGGAGAAGGCUGCCGACAUCCCCGAUGAGGACACGAGCCUCACCGUCUUUAACAAGGGCGGUGUUCUGCCCUCGACCAAGAUUCUCACCUUCUACCGCAAGCAGCCCUAUGACCUCGAGGCCCGCUACGCCAAGCCCGAGGACCUCCCCGGCAAGCAGAACCCCUGGAUCGGCCGCUUCUCCGUCAAAGGUGUCAAACCCACCGAGACUGAUGACUUCAUGGUCUGCCGCCUCAAGGCCCGUGUUAACAUUCACGGGAUUCUGAAUGUCGAGACUGGUUACCACGUCGUCGAGCAGGAAGUUGAGGAGGAGGUCAAGGAGGAGGGUGACCCCGAGGCUAUGGACACGGACAAGAAGGACGACGCCCCCAAGAAGACCCGCAAGGUCAAGAAGCAGGUCCGCGCUGGUGAUCUUCCCAUCUCCAGCGGCACCUCGUCUCUGGAUGAUGCCACCCGCGCCGCCCUGACCGAGAAGGAAGCCGCCAUGGUCAUGGAGGACAAGCUCGUCGCCGACACUGACGAGAAGAAGAACGAGCUCGAGGCUUACAUCUACGACCUCCGCGCCAAGCUGGAGGAGCAGUAUGCUGACCUCGCCAGCGACGAGGAGAAGGAGAAGAUGCGCGCCAAGCUUGAGGCUUGCGAGGAUUGGCUCUACGAUGAGGGCGAGGACGCCAGCAAGGGCGUAUAUAUCGCCAAGAUUGACGAGAUCCGCGCCAUGGCCGGCCCCAUCGUCCAGCGCCACUUUGAGAAAGUCGAGGCUGAGCGUCAGGCUGUCCAGGAGCGCGUCGACGCCGAGCAGGCUGCCAAAAGAGCCGCUGAGGAAGAGGCUCGCAAGGCUGCUGAGGCUGAGAAGACCCCCGAGGGCGGCGCCGACGCCGAGAUGAAGGAUGCCGAUGGCGCCCCGGCUGAUGAUGCCACUGCCGAUCCCAAAUAG